AUGACUCCGACUCGCUCGUCCCCAUCGGCGACAGCCGCAGCGGCAGCGACGGCGACGACGACGACGACGACGGGUGGCGAAGAUCGCAUCUGCUACUACAAGGGUAAACACACAAACAGAUCAUGGCAACACCUCCCUCCCGAACUUGUCAGGUCGAUCGCCACCCACCUCCUCAUCGACCUCCAGUCUUCACACUACACGCCCCUUACUUGGGACGCAAAGGAACUCUGGCAUCCCCGAAUCGUCUACACCACUCUCUGCGAUGCCCUUGACUUGGAACGUAUCAUGCAGGUCACUCCCGCUUGGGCUGCUGCGCUCGAGACUCACUUCUUCUGGACCAAAGCAUGCACCGUCAUCGACCCGCACAGCGUCCUCGCUCAAUUCUCUAUCCUUCGUCCCAAACCACCACCACCUGGUUCGCCGCCCCCUCUGCACCACCAAUCACCAUACCGCCAUUUUCGCCAGAUAACUACACGAAGCUGCUACGUCUGUCGCAUCAAUGCUCCCUACACUUCCGCAGGUCUCGCCAACGUCAAACGCACCUUCCAGUCAUUGAAUUUGGGCACAAUCACUCUGUGUAGGGAACAUCGGAAAUCCACAUUUUGUGGAUUGUGUUUGAGGGAAGCACCCCCCAACGAAUGCGAUCCUCCUCAUCCCCUGCAGCAGCAGCAGCCACUUUUGUCUGCCUUGCAGGUAUCGGUACCGAUACAACCCUUCCAGACUGCAUCUGAUGUACAGGCUGGUGCGAUGAGAUUCGUACAGCAGCAACAACAUCACCAACUACCCCCACAUUUCCAACCUACAACAGUCCCAUCUCUCCCAUUCAACCCUGCCCUCAUGGUCUGCUGCGCCGAAAACGAAGACGACGAAACCUGGCCUGGUAUCGAAACAACUUGUCGGUCUUGUCGCAACGAGUGGCUGUGGCAGAGGAUAUCCUCGAGCGCUAGAGAUAGAGAGGCUGUUGGCGGUCCCAGGUUUGGCGCCGCUGUGUUUCGGUCUCCUUCCGCUAGGUCUCAUUCGCAUGUCGCGAAAGCGGGACGACGUCGUUCUGAUUCUUCUCGUUCGUCACAUCAUACCCUCGAUAGUAGUAACGAUAAUAACGCGGACAAAGGCAUCUCGAUGUUACUUACUCGUUCCCCUCCCUUUAAAUACGCCUCUCCCGAUUGGGAGACGCGUCAGACCGUCGACGCAUUCAUUGAUCUUGGCGAAGGCUCCAUCUCUGAGGUGAUAGGUGUCGCAAGGGAAAAGUUUUGGCUGAGGAAGGAGACAAAGAUGGUCGCAUUAAUGGAGCAGGCUGUCGCCGCGACGAGGUGGGCAGGAGGGGAGAUUGGUGCUGAUGUCGUAGUGGGUGGCGAGACUGGGACCGGGGAAGUGGCAGCGCACCAGCAACGCGGACAGAAAGGCUGCUCGCCUUCUCUCCGAUCGCACGCAUCCUCUCCAUAUGAAGAAAUCGCAUCUCAAACCACGUCCCCAAACUCCCAUAUCUCCCAAGCCCCCCGCGCCAUCGAAUAUGACCACAACCAAGACCCAUCCUCUGAUGUCGAUGUCGAUCCUGACCUCGAGGACCUCGAGGAAGAGGAAGAGGAGGAAGACCCGGAACUCCUUUCCCUGACUGAGGAUGCCGGCGGUAUUCGCGAUCUCUCCAUUUCCGAUUGGGCACGCACGAGGAUCCUAGACGGACAUUGGGUGAACCCUGCGGAUCAGUGGUAUGGACACGCGUGGCCUGCCGGUGGAGGUGUCAGAGACGCGGGGGAGGAAACAGAGAGCGAACCGGAUUUGGAGGUGAAUAGUGCGGUUACUGUUGAUGUCGGGGCAAGGAUUGGAGGGAGGAAGGUAAGAAGAGUGAGAGCUGUGCAUCCGUGCCCGUGGACAGUUGCACCUUCGACUUCCAACCCCUCGUCCUUCUCUGAGGGUUCCCUGAGCGCGAACCCAAAUGCAGACGGUGAUCCAGACCCAAAUUCGAACCACGAAGACACCCGUGAUGAAAAAGAACAACAGGAAGAGGAGGACAUCCAUCCUCGAAUGACCACUGUUCGAUCACACGCUCCACCCUCGUUCUCGCUCUGCGAACAGGCAUACCGCGCGUAUCAAAAACAAUUGAGGGACAUCCUUUUGCCUGCGAUGGUGAACCUAGUGCGGAAGAUCGUCGUCGAGGCUAUGUAUGGUGUAAGGGGUUGGUCGCGGUUCGACCGCGAUGGUGGUUGUGAACGAAGCUCGCCUGAGGGAGUGGGACGUGGGCAGAGAGGAGUCGUCGACCCCGCUGUAAAAGUCGCAAGGAUGGGCAUGGAAGAGGUUCUUGAGGGGUUAAGACAACCCGGUGUGUGGUUUGAGGGAUAUGAUUGGGUGGCUUUGGCCUUACCAUCCUCGACAUCAUCAUCAUCACCGUCCUCAUCUCCCUCCGAGCCCGGCGGGAAUACGAAAUUUGGAGGGGAAACUACAAAAACUGAGGAACGAGAGGAGGACACGAAUAGCAGCACGUCAGACAGAAGCGAUACCUCGUCGCAUACGACGAGUCCUGUAUUAUCGACGACGACGUUACAGACGACGCCGUCGCCUCCUCCUGCCCGUGGGCAGCUGGAGAAACGAGGAGGGAAAGUUAUUCCACCACCACGUGUUCCACGGCCUGCAAUAUCGACUCGGACGACGAGCCCUUCUGUUUCGGGCUCCGUGACGUCUGCCACGGGGACUGAUGCCAGCCCUAAUACUGCUACCGCGACCGGGACCAAGACUCCGAAGCCUACCUAUUCGCCACCGAUACAAAUAUCCCCGACGUUGGCGCGUCCGAGACUUUUACACCCCAUCCCUUAUAUCCCUGUCACCCUUGCGUUUAUGCCACAAUUUAGCUUGGAGGCCUUCAGAAUGGCUUGGCGGGAAGCGUGUGCUCCACUUUUCCAUUGUCGAUGCUCGAUAUGUGAGCGGGCCAUCCUGAACGCGAAUGCGAAUGCGAACGUGGGCACUGGAAAUACCAAUACCAAUGCCGUUUCGACACAGCAGCAACAACAAGCCCCCGCGCAGAAUGUGCGUCACGAGGUGUACCAAGACCAGCAUCAUCAUCAGCAACAACAAUGUCCGCCACAAGUUGUGUUAGAAGAGGUGCAACUGCGUUCUCAUCCUGAGGUUGUCGCGCAUGAAGAAGAGGAGGAAGAGGAGGAAUACUACGAGGAAGAAGAAGAGGAGGAGGAGGAGGAGGGAGAGGAGGAAGAGGAAGAGAGUGAAGAGGAGGACGAGCAAGGGGAUGCUGAUGCUGAUCCUCCACCGCUUGCUAGUCGUCAUGAUCAUGGUCGUGAGCAUGCAGUCACACCUAAGAAACGGUCCUGUGGUGAUUUGGAUGCUGAGAAUCAGACAGAGGAAGGAGUCGGCGUGCCAAGAGUAGGUACCCCCCCGAAACGGGCGCGUAUGGAUGCCGUGGUGGUUUCUGGCGUUCUGGACGUGUCCUCUGUUACCCCCUUGCCCACCCAUAAACCAGAAGCAGUGGGUUCGGACCCCGCCACAACUGCUGAUACUGCGACCCCUCGGCAACGGAAACGGUCGUCUGAGGAGUUGGAGGUGAGCGGUGACGGCGGCGGCCAGACGGAUUCCGCUUCGUCAGCAGACAACCAUGCUGACCCAAUGCAGAUGGGCUCGUUGCAGAAACGGUUACGUGUUGAACCUGCAAGCGCUGCUAUUGUUGAUGCAGGUGGACGUGACAGAAAGACAUCGACUCCCCGCUCGUUAUCGACGACUCCGCCCUCGUCUGUCACCGCUGUGAGCAGCAGCCUUCCAUCCCCCGAAGAGGACCGUGGUAGUGAUGACAGGAAGAAGACCAGAGGAAGAGGGGGAUGUGUAGAUGUGAGUAUGCAACGAAGCGGUGGCGCGGGCGUUGUGAAGACAGGAUUAGUUAUGGGGGGCGAGUUAGAUGGACUGUAUGUGUUUGAGGAAGUGUGAGCGGCACUAUUUUCUAUUUCGAUAUCCUCUUGAAUGUGCUGCUCUGUGGGUGCUUUAUCCUUUUGACUUCCGAUGUUUGGCGAUUUUUUCUGUAGUAUGUAUCUCCAAACCAUUGUAUAGUAUACCAGUCAUCUUUGCAGGUGUGCAUUUCCCAGUUUUGAACUAGAUUUAAGUGCCGAAUUUCUUCGGCAGAAGCCUUGAUUACAAACUGAG
Molecule: messenger RNA, 4137 nt
Organism: Pisolithus orientalis
Lineage: Eukaryota; Fungi; Basidiomycota; Agaricomycetes; Boletales; Pisolithaceae
Exons: 4
Coding region: 1-3924 (1307 amino acids)
Source: RefSeq, a predicted model, not a curated record